AUGGGCUUCAAAACUGCAUUGGCAGUGGAGGUGCCGUUGAUGGUUUUGGCUCUGAGCACUGUCAUCCUGAGAGUGUACUCGAGGCUAGCGAUCAAGAGGAAAAUAGCACCUGAUGACAUUCUUAUCAUGCUAGGUACGGCCGCGGCUUUCGCACGUACCGUCAUAUCUUGUAUGAGCGCAGAUGACAAUUGGGGUUAUGAUAGAAAAGGCCCUGAUAGAACUUCGGAAAUCCCAUUCUAUCAACAUAUAUUCGAGCGCCGUGUUGCGUACAUCUUCGCUGUCACAUUUACACGUUUCUCGGUUUUGGCGUACUACCUUCGAAUCUUUCCACUAGGAAUGGUAUCACUCCGAAGAUGCUGUUACGUCCUCCUCAUUCUGGCUCUUGCGCACUUUGUUGAAGUCCUCACCGUCCUCAUAGUCUUGUGCGAAGACAUCAGCAAGUUAUGGACCAAGAACUGGCUCGAAUUCACCGGGUCACAAUGCUUCAGCUCCGCCAUAUACAGCUACUCUGCGGCCAUCGGCGAUAGUAUCGUAGACAGCAUGAUAUUCGCAUUGCCGAUCCCAUACGUAUGGCGGCUCUCCAAACUGAGGAUCCGACAACGACUUGGUCUUGUACUUAUUUUUGGCCUGGGAUUCAUCGUUUGUGUUGUUGCACUUCUCCAGAUUCCGUUUAUAAAGCGACGAGAAGACAACGUGCAGUAUUUCGGCAGUGCUGUCAACAUUUUGAUCGCUAUCCAAAUCUCGUUUGCCAUAAUUGCAGCGUCGCUGCCGGAUCUACGCGCGUUGAUUGCACGCAGCUUCUCGAAAUUCUCGCCACUUCAUCACCGCAGUCUUGCCACAGCCUCUAGUGGUGAUAGGGAAGGACGCCCGGUCAGUUCACAUGAUGCUGAGCAAGGGUGUACACAUAUGGGAAUGGUUGGAGACCCUUCUGGAGCGAAGAGGGUGUUCAGAAAACCGGAUUGGCUGAGGAAUAGCAUACCUGCAAGUUUGAUGUCGACGAUGAUUACACACAACGAGGUCACCCGGCUUUCGACCGAAGAGGUCUCCAGUAGCCCUCAACGGCCAGAGAAAGCAGCAAGCUGA
This is a messenger RNA of Alternaria atra, 1083 nucleotides long. RefSeq lists its product as uncharacterized. NCBI's taxonomy places the organism in Eukaryota, Fungi, Ascomycota, Dothideomycetes, Pleosporales, Pleosporaceae. The record is from RefSeq and is a predicted model, not a curated record. Bases 1 to 1083 code for a protein of 360 amino acids. The transcript is spliced from 4 exons.